Molecule: messenger RNA, 897 nt
Organism: Rosa chinensis
Lineage: Eukaryota; Viridiplantae; Streptophyta; Magnoliopsida; Rosales; Rosaceae
Product: photosynthetic NDH subunit of lumenal location 3, chloroplastic
Exons: 3
Coding region: 168-458 (96 amino acids)
Biological process (GO): photosynthetic electron transport chain; photosynthesis
Cellular component (GO): photosystem II; photosystem II oxygen evolving complex; chloroplast
Molecular function (GO): calcium ion binding
Source: RefSeq, a predicted model, not a curated record
CAUCCUUCUUGUUUUUUUGUUUUUUUUUUUUUUUUUCUCAUAUCCCAUUCUUUUUUUUACAUAUACAUAUUUUGAUGACCGAACGAACAUAAAUAUUUUGUUGCUUCAAAAACUACUUUAAUUUAUAUGUUCAUGCCUCUCUGUUGAACAGUGCAGACUGCAGGCACAUGACAUACCCUUGUUUUCAAGAAGACCAUCCAGGUCAUGAUAAAAUGGUGGAUAUGCAAUCAAAGGGAAUUGCUUGUAGGAUUAAGAAGUGUGCCUAUGAAUUGCUGUCGAUUGGUGGUGAUCUGAUGGACGACGCUUACUCGUGGGACUUGAAGGGAAGGGAUAUACGCCUCAAAUCGAUGUUCUUGUUUUGUGAUCUAAGUCAGUUGAUCUCUAACGUCCCAAAGGAUCAGAAGAAGGCCCUGACAGAAGUUGGCAACAAAUUGUUUUCCUCCAUCGAAGAGUUAUAAAUUGGAGGAGACAAACGUAUACGCGCUUGCUCUAACAUGUUCAAAGCAUGUUCCAUUAGUGACUAGUAAGAUGGUGGUUGAGGUAAUUGACAAACGCUUUUUGUUCAUUGCACAGUUGGAUCAUGCAGUGAAAAUUCGUAGCAUUCCGUUGACUCAAGACCGAUACAACGAGGCCGGUGUCAUUCUACAGGAGCUGAUGGUUCUCAUGCCUUGAUGCAUGCCUCAAAUUGGUGUUAUAGAGUGAGACUGAUCUGUAUAUUGCCAGGGAGCAAUAAAGCAAUCUCAUCUUGUAGAUAAAACUUGACUCCAGUUUGUACAGUGCUACACAACCACGAAACUUUGACUCUUUCCUUCAUUCAUAUUCCUUGUUUUCUUCCUUUAUUUCUUUGAUCCAAGUAUUAGAAUACACAAUAAGGAUGUUACAUACUUCCUUGACUCA